Messenger RNA from Lontra canadensis (Northern American river otter), 1188 nucleotides. RefSeq names its product myelin basic protein (gene MBP). Bases 132 to 1118 code for a protein of 328 amino acids. Gene Ontology annotation, cellular component: internode region of axon; compact myelin; neuronal cell body. Gene Ontology annotation, molecular function: structural constituent of myelin sheath. Gene Ontology annotation, biological process: myelination. NCBI's taxonomy places the organism in Eukaryota, Metazoa, Chordata, Mammalia, Carnivora, Mustelidae. The record is from RefSeq and is a predicted model, not a curated record. The transcript has 10 exons.
GCCGGCAGCCAGCUCCGGGAGCCGGCUCCCCAAGAGUGGGGUCCGGGCUGCGGAGAGGCGGCCUGGGACCCCGCGGCGCCCUGGGCCUCGGAGCGGCGGACUCGAGCUUCUGACGAGCUCAUUGACGCAGGAUGGGAAACCACGCGGGAAAGCGGGAGUUGAGCGCGGAGAAGGGCGACAAGGACGGAGAGAGCAGCGCAGGAGAGCCUGACAAGAAGAAGGACAUGCGCCCGCUCUCCCGCGAGGCCUCGGAAGAUAACGAGGUGUUCGGGGAGGCAGAUGUGGAGCAGAACAAUGGGACCCCCUCUCAGGACACAGCGGUGACAGACUCCAAGCGCACAGCGGACCCAAAGAAUGCCUGGCAGGACGCCAACCCAGCUGACCCCGGGGGCCGCCCCCACUUGAUCCGCCUCUUUUCCCGAGAUGCUCCGGGCAGAGAGGACAACACCUUCAAAGACAGGCCCUCGGAGUCAGACGAGCUCCAGACCAUCCAAGAGGACAGUGCAGCCACUCCCGAGGGCCUGGAUGUGAUGGCGUCACAGAAAAGACCCUCCCAGAGGCACGGAUCCAAGUACCUGGCAUCAGCGAGUGCCAUGGACCACGCCAGGCACGCCUUCCUCCCGAGGCACAGGGACACGGGCAUCCUCGACUCCCUCGGGCGCUUCUUUGGCGGUGACAGGGGUGUGCCCAAGCGGGGCUCAGGCAAGGUGCCCUGGUUCAAGCAGAGACGGAGCCCUGUGCCCUCUCAUGCCCGCAGCCAGCCUGGGCUGUGCACCAUGUACCAGGAUGGACAUCACGCGGCGAGAACUGCCCACUACGGCUCCCUGCCUCAGAAGCCGCAGCACGGCCGGCCCCAAGAUGAGAACCCCGUAGUGCACUUCUUCAAGAACAUUGUGACACCACGCACACCUCCUCCGUCGCAAGGAAAGGGGCGAGGACUGUCUCUCAGCAGAUUUAGCUGGGGAGGCGAGGGGCAGAAGCCAGGAUUUGGCUACGGACGCCGAGCUCCAGCUCACAAGGGGUUCAAGGGGGCCCAUGACGCCCAGGGCACGCUCUCCAAAAUCUUCAAGCUGGGAGGAAGAGACAGUCGUUCCGGAUCCCCCAUGGCGAGACGCUGAAGCCCUCCCCUGGGGUCCCCGAAUCCUGUCCUCAGCUUCUUAAUACAACUGCCUUACGAAUUUAAUACCG